Messenger RNA from Durio zibethinus, 2177 nucleotides. Lineage: Eukaryota; Viridiplantae; Streptophyta; Magnoliopsida; Malvales; Malvaceae. The record is from RefSeq and is a predicted model, not a curated record.
ACGGCGUCGCUGCUUAUGUGGCCUACCACUCUUAACGUCGUCGUUACUUGAUCGAGAACGUAUUUGGAAUUGAAUCUGCAAUUCUGCAUGAUGAAAAUUGAAUUUUAAACCCUAAAACCCCCUGCGGGGAAUUCCUCAAAAACUUCCAUGCAUACCCUCAAAUCAUCUUCCAUUUUCUCAACUUCCUAUUUUCUCAAUUUUUCGUUAAAACCCAAAUCAUUUAUUUUUAUUCUCUCAUAUUCUUCUUCCACCUCUGUUUCGAAUCCUCCCCUUUUCAAUUACCUUGUAAAAAACUUGGAUUUCACUGAAACCCAAGCUGUUUCAAUCUCUAAUCGUUACUCUCAUGGGAAAUCCCUCCAAAAGGCUCAUUCGGUUGCCAAUUUUUUCCAAAGUCUUGGCUUUUCUAAUGCCCAAAUAGCCUCUGCUGUUCAUGUGGCGCCCCAAAUUCUGUUUGCUGAUGUAGAAAAGAAGCUUAGGCCAACAAUCAAGCUUUUUCAAGAUCUGGGUCUUGUGGAACCCCAUCUGGUUGUUUGGUGUUAUAUAUCCAGUUUUAAGGUUGCAUACAAGCAGGAGGAAUGACUGAGGAAAAGCAAGUUCUAAGGUGGAAGACCUUGACAAAGUGGUGAAAGGAAAGUACCUUGAGAUUGGGUCCUAUUUUCAUCAAAGUUGGCCAACAGUUCUCCGCGAUGGUUGACAUUUUUGCUCAAGAAUAUGUUGAUCAGUUGUCAGAGCUACAGGAUCAAGUUCCACCUUUUCCGUCAGAGACUGCAAUAUCUAUUGUUGAAGAAGAGCUUGGAGGCCCUGUAGAUGAUAUCUUUGACAUGUUUGACUUUGAACCUAUUGCUGCUGCGAGUCUUGGUAAUCUUAAUGUUCUCUAUGAUUCUUUGAUGUGGAAGUUUUUUGCCAUUGCAUUAAGGCCACCUCAUGAAGGUGCUAAGCAUGUUGGUUACAAUCAGCAGAAUUUGUCCUCCUCCCCAUACGGGUCCUAUUGGCGCAACAUGCAUAAGCUGUGCACUCUAGAGUUGCUUAGGAGCCUCAAAAUCGAUUCUUUUAGUUCCAUGAGAAAGGAAGAGCUUCUUCUUUUAAUUCAGUAUAUUCAAGGGGCUGCUUCUGCUCGAGUUGCUGUUGAUCUUAGCGCUAAGUUCUCAUCUCUUAGUACUGAUAUUUCUAGUAGAAUGGUGCUUGGAAAGAAAUAUAAUAAUGAUGAUUUCAAUAAAAAAGGCUUCGAAGCUAUAAUUCGAGAGGGCAUGCAAACAAUUGCUGCUUUUAAUUUAGCUGAUUACAUUCCUCAAAUUAAAGGACUUGAUCUUGAGGGUCUAACAAAGCAUCUGAAAACUAUUGCCAAGGUUUUUGACGACUUCUUUGAGAAGAUAAUUGGUGAGCUUGUUCAAUCCAAAGGUGAAAACAGAAUCGUGGACUUCAUUGAUGUCAUGCUAGGAUUCAUUGGAUCAGAAGAAACUGAUGAGUACCAUGUGGAGCGGGAUAAUAUGAAAGCAAUAAUAUCGGACAUGCUUGUAGCUUCAAUGGAUACUUCAGCUGCUGCAAUUGAGUGGACACUGUCCGAACUCAUUAGACAUCUACGGGUGACAAAGGAAGUCCAAAAAGAACUGGAAAAUGUGGUAGGCAUGGAGAGGAUGGUCGAAGAGUCAGACUUGGAGAAAUUGAUGUACUCAGACAUGGUUGUGAAAGAAAGCUUUAGGUUUCACCCAGUGGUACCAUUGCUGCUCCCGCAUUUAUGUAUGGAAGACUGCAAAGUGAUUGGCUAUCCGAUACCCAAUAAUUCACGAUCUUCAUAAACGCAGGGGCUAUAGGUCGGGACCAAAAGGUUUGGACUGAUGCAGAGAAGUUUUAUCCAGAGAGAUUUGUUGGAAGCGGCAUUGAUCUUCGUGGACCCAACUUCCAGCUAAUCCCAUUUGGUUCUGGGCGCAGAGGCUGCCCUGGAAUGCAACUGGGUUUACUGUUCGGCUUGUGGUGGCACAAUUGGUGCAUUGCUAUGAUUGGGAACUCCCGGAUGAUAUGUUGGCUACGGACUUGGACAUGGCUGAGGAUUUAGGUCUAGUAUGUCCUAGGGCCGAGCAUCUACUGGCUAUACCAACCAGGCGCCUCAAAACAUGAGAAUGGCUGUGUAAUUUCUAGAAGAGUAUAUUUUCUGGAUAUAUUUGUUGCCUUCUCUAGUA